GGCUGUGCGCGGCGGCGGGGGAGAUGAGCCUGCCCGCCCGCCAUGGGUACGGCCGUCUCCAAGCGCCGCGCCCUGCGUAACGAGGCGGUGGCGUCGGUGGCGGCCAAAGUCAGAGCGGCCAGGGCCUUUGGAGACUACCUGUCCCAAAACCAUCCUGAAGGCAGGAAUGGCUCAGAUCACCUGUUGGCAGAAUCCUACAUGGGACCAGAAGACUCUCCAGAGAUGCACCAGGCUGCCCAGAACAAGCGCCGGCUUUCGCUCAUUUCCGAUGGCAAGUUUGAAAGGAGCUUCUCGGAGGAGCGUGGUGAGAAGCUGACAGGAGAGGGCCCCAAGCCCCGGGUUUACACCAUCUCCGGCGAGCGGCCCAUGCUGUCCCAGCACCAGAGCGAGAGCAUGGAGCUGGUGGUCAUCAAAGGGCCUGAGGCCGAGGAGGAAGAGGAGGAGGAGUGCUCCCAGGGGCAGCCCCUGCAGAACGCUGGCAGCGCCCAUAACAUUAGCAGGCAUUGCAAAGAUGGCUGGACCAGCAACCGGCAGGACUCCAAGGAGUGUCCUGGCUGUGUCCAGUUGGCCCCUCCUUCACAGCAUACCUUUGAUCUUGAGCAUCAUCACCAUCACCAUCACCAUCAGGCUGGCGAGACCGGCUGGCGCCGGAAAAAGUUGGAAAGGAUGUACAGCAUUGACCGUGUGUCAGAGGAUGUCCCGAUCAGGACCUGGUUUCCCAAAGAGAACCUGUUCACUUUCCAAACAGCUACAACAACUAUGCAAGCCAUCUCGGCAUUCAGGGGCUACGCAGAGAGGAAGAGGAGGAAGCGGGAAAAUGAUUCUGCAGCUCUGAUCCAGAGAAAUUUCAGGAAACAUCUGCGCAUGGUGGGGAGCCGCCGCAUGAAGGCACAGACAUUUGCCGAGCGGCGAGAAAGGAGCUUCAGCCGGUCCUGGAGCGACCCGACUCCCAUUAAGCCUGAAAACCUCAAUGACUCCCGAGAAAGCCAUGAGCUCCAGGACUCCUGCUGCGCACUUGAUAAGAGCGUUGACUUGAACUGGGAAGCAGAGAAAGAGCUUGAAGCAGCAGCCUGCAGUGGGGAGGACUUCAUCCCACCCAAAAUCAUGCUCAUUUCCUCCAAGGUGCCCAAAGCAGAAUAUGUUCCAACAAUCAUCCGCAGAGACGACCCAUCCAUCAUACCCAUUCUCUAUGAUCACGAGCACGCUACUUUUGAUGACAUUUUGGAGGAAAUUGAGAAGAAGUUGAAUAUCUAUCGGAAAGGCUGCAAAAUUUGGAAGUUGCUGAUUUUCUGUCAGGGUGGCCCAGGUCACUUGUACCUUCUGAAGAACAAAGUCGCCACUUUUGCAAAAGUGGAAAAGGAGGAAGACAUGAUCUAUUUCUGGAAGCGGCUGGGCCAUCUGAUGAGCAAACUGAACCCCGAGCCAAAUGUCAUUCACAUCAUGGGGUGCUACGUGCUCGGAAACCAUAAUGGAGAGAAGCUUUUCCAAAACCUGAAGAAUUUAAUGAGUCCCUGUCGAGUUACCUUUGAAUCUCCACUAGAGCUCUCUGCUCAAGGGAAGCAAAUGAUCGAAACUUAUUUUGAUUUCCGCCUUUAUCGCCUUUGGAAGACACGCCAGCACUCCAAACUGCUGGAUUAUGACGACAUCUUAUGAGGGCAGUGAGAAAUCGCCCGAAAGUGGUUGGGUUCAGCGGAGUCCAAGUGGCUGAGCUUCGUGCUGAGAGACCUUUUCCACAGGCACAGGGGAGGCCUUUGGAGCCCCUUGGUGGUGGCGGGGCCACCGCGGAGCUAGAGGGGGACGUUGCCGGGACGUCGAGAGCUUUGGAGAGGAUGGCCUGCUACCUCAGGCGUGCAGACCAGCACGUAUGUCUGUUGGAGGGAGCGCUGUGGAACGGGCCAGGGUGGAACUGAGCUGAUUUACUUCACAAAGGGCCAAACUCAUCUGCAGGUCCUUUUUCAAAGACACUUCAAGCUCAGGUUUUCUUAACGACAAGAACUAAAAAUGACAAUCUUUUUCUUUGCGCUACUUAAUAAAGGGGGAACAUCUGUGUGCAGCAUCCUCCUCUUUUUCAUGCGCAGCUGCCUCUCUUUUGGAGGCGAGGAACGCCAUAUUCAACCCCGCGUGCUUUG
This is a messenger RNA of Euleptes europaea (tarantolino), 2129 nucleotides long. RefSeq names its product NMDA receptor synaptonuclear signaling and neuronal migration factor (gene NSMF). The record is from RefSeq and is a predicted model, not a curated record. The transcript is spliced from 16 exons. Bases 43 to 1653 code for a protein of 536 amino acids. NCBI's taxonomy places the organism in Eukaryota, Metazoa, Chordata, Lepidosauria, Squamata, Sphaerodactylidae. Gene Ontology annotation, cellular component: cytoplasm; nucleus. Gene Ontology annotation, biological process: positive regulation of neuron migration; regulation of neuronal synaptic plasticity.